AUGAUUUAUGCCAGGUUUCUAAACCAGGUCAAGGCAUCAGCGUCACGGCGGCUGACUUACUAUUUUCCUCCCUUGAACCUCUUACCACUGCUAUUGUUUCGACCGUUGAGACUCUGCGUACCUUCAGAGCAGAUACGUUCGGCACGCAUCGUGCUCUUGAAGAUCACUCACGCUCCUUAUAUCGCCGCUAUAUGGGUCUAUGAGGAGCUGUAUGCAUUGCGUAGCCGCUGGCAGUAUUCUAAAAGCUCGCAGCAACGGAUGCGAUCUGCAAAGCGAGGCAUACACACACAUAUGCCAACCCCACGGCCAGAUUUUAUGAGCAGAUCCGAAGUGUCGAUACCAAAGACACCGACCAGUGCCAAGCGCCCGAGUGCGCUUGGGCUAACGGACAAUGACUUGGCGGCUACCCUGAAGACCAUAAAUGAGCGACUGGCCACUAUGGAACGGAAGAUUGACCAACUCAGCAGAUAG
Molecule: messenger RNA, 471 nt
Organism: Letharia columbiana
Lineage: Eukaryota; Fungi; Ascomycota; Lecanoromycetes; Lecanorales; Parmeliaceae
Exons: 2
Coding region: 1-471 (156 amino acids)
Source: RefSeq, a predicted model, not a curated record